AUGGUCGGAUACAUACCGAAUGCGGAAUAUAUGGUCGGAUACGCACAAUCGCUUAUCCGAGGAAAACGUUGCAUAUGUAUUUCCAUUGGUUGUGGUUGUUAUCAACCAUCUGGUUCCGGCUAUCGUCAACCAUUGCUACCGCAAUAUCGACAAUCAAUUUAUCGGCAACAACCGAAUGCAGCACCAUGCGUUACAAAUUGUUUCCAAGAUUGUAUGCGAAAUCAUCAAAGAGCUUGUCAACAAUCAUGUCAGAAUUCAUGCGGUAUACAAACGGGCUAUCAGCAGCCAAGAGUAUAUACACAAGCACCUUAUCAGUAUGAGCCAUUAAUCCAUGAGGUAGCCAAGGGACAGCAAAGCGGAAGUGGAGCGUGUAUAAAUGUUUGCAUGCCUAGCUGUGAAUCGCAAUGCAUUCAAAAAUCUACGCCAGUACCUGUAGUGCCACAACACAAUAGUCCUAUACCUGUGGUACAAAGCCAGACUCCUUUCUACUAUCCAUCGCAGCAAAAUGAACCCGAGAUACAGCAAUAUUCUAAUAAUGAUAAUAUACUUUGUAUUCAUCUUUGCAUGCCAUCCUGUGAAAGUCAAUGCAUUGAAAGAACAACUCCUGCAGUUCCAUCAUAUGCAGGACAAACGGAACAACCAAAUGAUAUCUAUUAUCCGAAACCAACUCCGUAUUCAUCAUUCACCCAACCUAAUCAAACACCAAUUGUUAUCCGACCUCAGCAUUAUAGUGGUGUAGGAGGAACAAUUUGCAUACCCAUUUGUAUGCCAUCAUGUCAAACACAUUGCACCGAAAAUCAAGGUCAAAAUGGUGGAGGAGAAGAAUAUAUAAGUAGUAGCACCACUCAUGAACUUAUUGGGCCUACUCAAACUGAUUUACAACCUCGUGAAAUUUCAAUUAGCUUACCACAAUCGAUUCAACAAUCACCGGAUUGUAUGAAUUUAUGCCAAGAAAUGUGUAUGCAACAAUGUGUUGGACAAAAUCAAGAAGAAAACCAAUGUCGACCAUCUUGUUACUAUACAUGUCAGGAAAGUUGCGCUCAUUCUCCAAUUAAUACCGGUACUGUAAAUUCCUUUCAACAACGACAAAUAGAAUCAGAAAUUUAUGAAACAACAGCAACAACUUUAGAUAAUUCCAUGAAUUUCCCACUCCUUAAAACUUUCCUUCUUCGAUCACCACCAUAUUAUCGUCAAACUUCUUUAUCUGAACCACAAGUUAUCAAUUGUCUAUCUGGUUCAAGAAGUAUUGGUCAAUGUAAAUGUCCAUCUGGUUAUGCUACAUGCUCAUCAACAAAUUCUCGUAGUAGCCAACAGCAAUGUUGCAGGAAACGAAGAAAGAAGGCUUAA
Cercopithifilaria johnstoni is the source of this 1347-nucleotide messenger RNA. Lineage: Eukaryota; Metazoa; Nematoda; Chromadorea; Rhabditida; Onchocercidae. The record is from the annotation of a GenBank genome assembly.